CCGAGUGAAGGAUCCAGGGGAAGUUAUGGCUUCUUGGUAAUCUCGAUCACCGUCGUGCGAGCGAAUACGGGCGCCUGGCCAUAGCCUACCAAGUAUGGAGUAUCGAGUAUGGCUAUGGUGAUUUUGGCUCCAGUCUGGGCAGGCUGCCAAAACAUAUAAAACAAGCCGAUGAUGUCGAUCCCAUCGCAAAAAUUUUAGAAGCCAGUCUCGCCAGCAAGCCCUUCGCCAAUCAUUGAUUCCCCAGCUUCGACUGCUCGACUUCUCGUCUUAGGUGCCUAGUCAUCUGUUAGUUUUGUAUACCUACCAAACCGCGAUGGCUUGGGUAGCAAAGACGGCAUGUGCCGUCGUGGCUUUGGCUGCUAUUGCGCAGACCACACCUUUGGAUAAUCAUAUUCAAGCUCGCCGUCUAUUAGGUUCUUCUUUCGGUAUGCCAGGCGACGACGCUACCUAUGACUAUGUUGUCGUCGGGGGUGGAAACGCCGGUUUAGCUCUUGCCACGCGCCUCGUCGAACAGAAGGCCGGUACGGUUGCAGUUAUCGAAGCUGGGUCAUUUUUUGAGAUCGACAAUAGCAACCUCAGUCAAGUACCAGCUCAAGCUGGUGCUUUUGCUGGAAAGGGUGAUCAUGACUGGCAGCCUUUGAUCGACUGGGGCUACAUGACAGCUCCUCAAGCUGGUGCAAAUAAUGAUUCGAUCCAUUAUGCGCGUGGCAAAGGACUCGGUGGUUGCUCAUCUAGAAACUAUAUGGUGUACCAGAGAGGAACCAAGUCAUCCUAUAGCAUGUGGGCCGAUCAAGUGGGAGAUGAUAGUUACCAGUGGGACAAUUUCUCGCCGUACUUCCAGAAGAGCGUUAACUUCACCGGCCCGAACAUGGAACUGAGGUCUUCCAACUCGACACCUGAGUAUGAUAUAAACGCUUUCAGCACUAGCGACGGACCACUUUCUGUGACCUUCGCCAACUAUGCGCAAGCCUUUGGAACUUGGGCCCAAAAGGGUCUCGAGCAGAUCGGUCUCUCCGUGAUUCCCGGUUUCCAAAGCGGUUCUCUCCUCGGCCAAUCAUACAGCAUGUUCACCAUCAACCCACAAACCGGAGUCAGAGACUCAUCAGAAACAUCUUUCCUUCAGAAGGCACUUAAUUAUCCCGAAUACACAGUAUAUCAGUCAGCAAUGGCAAAGAAGAUUGUUUUCGACGGAACUAAGGCGACAGGCGUACUAGUUGACACAGAAGGUUUCGAAUAUACUAUAUCCGCCAGGAAAGAAGUCAUCCUUUCGGCCGGUGUGUUCGGUUCGCCUCAACUACUGCAAGCUUCCGGAGUUGGCCCCGAAGAUCUCCUUAAAGAGCUAGGCAUUCCAGUUGUAGCUAACCGACCGGGCGUUGGCGAGAACAUGCAAGACCACCUCUACUUUGGCGUUACUCACGCGGUUAAUGCUCCCACAAUUUCCAGUCUAUCCAACCCGGCUUUCGCUGCUGCCGCCGCCGCCGAGUUCAACGAACGCGGAGGCGGCAUGUACUCUAACCCCACGACCGACACUUUCGGAUGGGAAAAGGUCCCCGAGCCUCUCCGCUCCGGAAUUUCUAACAGCACCCUGGGCGUAUUGAACAGCUACCCUGAAGACUGGCCUGAGCUCGAAUAUGUUUCCCUUGGUGCUUAUAUUGGCGACCAAGAAGACUCGCGACACGGUUCCCCCACCGAUGGCCGCAACUAUGCUUCAAUGGUCGUCGUGCUCAUCACGCCGCAGUCCCGAGGUACCGUUAAGAUCACUUCGCCUGAUACUAGCGUCCAGCCGGAAAUCAACCCGAACUUCCUUGUCAACCGCGCAGAUCAGGAGGUAGUAAUCGCAGGAUUCAAGCGCGCCCGUGAAUUCUGGAACACAGACGCCAUGUCCAACUUUUCUAUCGCCGACGAGGUUUACCCUGGUCUCGACGUCAAGACAGACAGCCAGAUCCUAGAAGUUAUUAAGAAGAGUUAUAACACUAUCUAUCACGGCGCGUGUACUUGCGCCAUGGGUCCCGAGGACAACGAGAUGUCGGUCGUAGAUAAUACGGCAAAGGUUAUCGGUGUUCAAAACUUGCGAGUUGUCGAUGCAUCCGCUUUCCCUCUUCUGCCUCCCGGUCACCCGAUGGCAACCAUCUAUGCCCUCGCUGAAAAGAUCGCUUGUGACAUAUCAGGCAACUGCUAAUAGCAACAACAUUACAACCUAAUACUUAGGACAACUGUAUUACUACAACUUCAUUUGUGUUCAAAUUUACUUCGCUGUAUAUCUAGAUAGAUAUUUGUUAGAUAUUUUAGACUUAGAAUGUUCACACGUUCAAAGAAAUUGAGGAAGCUUUAAG
Daldinia vernicosa is the source of this 2333-nucleotide messenger RNA. RefSeq names its product putative GMC oxidoreductase. NCBI's taxonomy places the organism in Eukaryota, Fungi, Ascomycota, Sordariomycetes, Xylariales, Hypoxylaceae. The coding region runs from base 314 to 2179 and encodes 621 amino acids. Gene Ontology annotation, molecular function: flavin adenine dinucleotide binding; oxidoreductase activity, acting on CH-OH group of donors. The transcript is spliced from 4 exons. Gene Ontology annotation, biological process: secondary metabolite biosynthetic process. The record is from RefSeq and is a predicted model, not a curated record.